GUGCUAAUUCUACUUCUGCUUUGAGAAGCUCACGAGCAUCGACGGCAUCUCGGCACAAAAGGACGUGAAUUUAGCCCCUUUUUUUAGCAGUAGGAAUAUUGCAAAUACUACAAAAACACUCCGAGGAACUUCUGAGACAUUAUAACGUUAUUUUCGUUAAGUAGUUUCUUAUUUCUGCGUGGAUAAGAACGUUUUAUCCGACGCACUGUAUGCUAGCUGUUAGCUUGAUAGCUAAACUAAGUCAGCCGCGGAAGGAUAUCACAGCCUUUUUAUGUUUUGGCAAAAACAUGUUGGACGGAUCUCCAAACGAUGAGGUGGAAAACAACAACCCGAUAUCGGUGAUUUCAAGCGGGAAAGAUGGGGUGAACACGGGCAGUAAAGCGAGGCAGACUCUGCUGAAGAAAGGAGGGAAAAAGCUCCGGUCCGCGGCGCCUCUGCAUCACCAGAAACCUCCGAAAAACAAUCCCAACAUCCGGGUGACUGACCACAACAACAACAACACUCUCAUUGCUCUGUCUGCUAACAGAGCCGCAGCACAGCCCGGUACCGAGCUGAGCCUCCACCCGCUCAGACAGGGAGCCAAGAAAGAGCUUCUGAAAUCCAAAGUUGUGAGAUUGGAGCGAGGCGUCGUGCAGCCAGGCGGACAAGACCCCCGUCACGAUCCGAUCUCCCAGAACAUGAUCACCCGGAGCCAUAAGCCCAAGCAGGGCCAGACCCCCGGGGGUUCUCCCUCCUCGAAGAAGAAGGAUAACAGCAGCCCCAGUAAGCCUCUCUCCCCCCACCCGCCCCCUCAGAGGAAAGCGAAACCCCUCCACUCCUCCGACAACCUGAAGGCUGCGAACACACUGCUAAUCGAAGCUGCGCCGGAAUGCCUCAAAGACGGCGAGAAAGUCUACGCUGGAGCCAAGUUCAGCGAGCCGCCGUCGCCGAGUGUCCUUCCCAAACCGCCCAGCCACUGGUUCGGAGACCAGGAGGCUCCAGAGAGUAGCCAGAGCCGAGAGCAGAUGACCUCUCACCUGAAGUCUCUGCUGAAGGUUCAAGAUAAAUCAUGACCGCAUCUCACGUGGGAUUUACGAUUAAUGCCAACAAUUGGAUUAAAUAAAGGCAUUGAGGAAAAAGACUUUUAACACACUGCAAUAAGUGGAAGGUAGUUUUUAUUAACUGUAGUACAAUUUCCAAUCAUUCAACAUGCUGCCUCCAUAUGUGAACAUUUUGGAGACGAUGUUGCCGGAGACAUGCUGGAUGUGUAAAACAUUUUGUUGUUGGCAGAGGAAAGAGAAGGAAAAUGUGUUUUACUCCAGCAGCAGCAUUUCGUCUACGUCAUGCAAAGUGAUGACGGCACUUUCUCUGUGAAUACUUCCGGAAAAGCAGCCUUUUUGCGUUGCCUUUUUCCUUCUUUUUUUUUAAAGAGCUCUCGCAAAUGUACAUAAUAUAUUGUAAACAUAUAUUUGUGUAUAUUUUUUUCUUGUUAUUUUAACAGAUUUCUAGUUUUGUUACUGAGGUUUUUCCAAAACAAAAAAUAUCCCCUACGGAUUGAGGCAUUUGUUCCCAUCUUUUUCAGUUUGAGGCUCAAAAAGGACUUUUUCUAACUGAUUUGCACUGAGAUUUGGGAACAAAAGGAGGAUUUUUGACCAUGUUGAUGCAUUCACCAGUAGAGGACUUCCAAACCCUUACUGGGAAACUUGGCUACAACAGUGGACAAAUCAGAAAGCCAGGAUUUACUAUUUGGUAGCUGAAGGUCUUUUCCUUUUUUACCCGAACGUGGUGCAAAACCGAGAUGUCGGAUCAGGGACUGUGAGGCUGCUGAAGCCUCGGUGAGCCGAAAAAGGAGACCAAAAUAUGUCUCAACAAUGUGUCUCAACCAGCUGCUGCAGAGAGCCAGCAUCCAUUAUCCUUAAUGCACUGAGUAUGUUCACAUUAAGCCGGAUACAUUUACAGUAUCUUGUUCUGUCUAUUGCAUGGUCUGUCCCGGGGCUGGGCGAUAUGAAGAGAAUACGCUAUCACGUCGAUAGUAUUAUAAGGGCUGCACAUUCAUUUGAAAUGUUAUCCAAUUAAGCAAUAUGGACUAGUGCCACAUCCAGAUCGCCAUAAGCACAAUGUUUGGUCAAAUGUGUGAGGUAUUGUGGAGCUGCAGAGAAGUCUACAAACCUAUACUCUACGUACCAUAAAGAAGUCUGUUUGGUGCAGAUCCUCUUUAAAAAUAUCCCUUGAAUUCCCUCUAAUAUGGUCUUUGCAGAAUGAGUUAUUUCUUCCAUGUUGUGCAGUUCUAAUUGACACCGUUUUGUUUAUUAUGUGGACUUAUUGACUAAGUGGGUAAAGGCAAACGCUAGAACAGUGUGAUGAAGUACAUCACUAUACUGUAAUGCUGCCUUUAAAACCAGGAAACGCUUAGAAAAUCCUAAAUCUAAGACCUAUAAAUAUCUUGUUUCAUUAACGAUAUAGAAAUCAUUUUAAUAUAUCGCUCAGCCCCGGUCCGUCCACAAUGAGACGUUGUGUUUUCCAGACUUUGUGGGCUUGGUGUGUCUUGUUGUGCGUGUCAAGAAUAACUGAUUUUGACCUGUUAAGAAAUCCAGCCCAGAGUGUGUGACAAUAACACUCUUCUGUCACUUCCUGCUUCCUCUGUGAUCAUCCUUACCGUCACAAUAGGCGAACAAUCGCAGCCGUUUCAUCAGAAAAUGUCGAUUGCCAAAGAAUUAUCUGCAGCUAUGAUGAUAAUCACUCAAAUGUUAGUGUCAUUGCCUCUGCAAAGAAAGCUAGCUUUAAAAAAGGACAAUUUGCUGCUUUUUUGUUUGGUUUUAUACCAUCUAAAUGUUUGGAUUUGGGACUAUUUCUUGUGAGAGAACCAGAAAUGUGUCACCUAAUUUCAAGAGGAAGCACUUUUGUGACGUGAGAGUUAUUGAUAUUGAUGAGCACUGGUUUGUAACGGUAGUAUGUAUUAUAUACUUGUUCCAUUAUCUGGCAUUAUGUACAGAUGAACGUAUGAAAUAAGUGAGACGGAAAGUGAUCACAGGACAGAAAAUGAGUAAAAAGAUGGUUAAAGCUGCACAAACAAGACAAACUUUCAGCGUGGACGCACAUCGUUUUUAAAGCCUUUUAAAGAUUGUAUGGCUUCGUGUGAACGUGGUCUCUCUCUACUCUGUAUUAAGUAUUUUUAAAGGGGACUCGUUUCACACACUUCACAUACCUCUUUUCCUUUCUUUCUAAAGCACGUUAAUGUUUACCUGUGUGUGUCUGUGUGUGUGUGUGUGUGUGUGUGUGUGUGUGUGUGUGCAGGCAGCUUCUCGACCUCUGUGUCAUCACCUGAAUGGAAAAUUGUAUUACUAGAGCAAAAAAAAAAACUGCCCAUUUCUAUUACAGUGUUUUUAUAAUUAUGCCAUUCCAGUAACGAGAAAAAAUGACUCCAUGCAAGAAUUUUGGGAAAAAAACAAGAAGUUUAUUUUAUGAAGAAGGUCUUUCAUAUCUAAAUUAAAAAAUAUAUUAAAAUAUUGACUACCCCUAAAUAUGCUUCUGUGUUUAUUUUCAGGGUUUAGAGCUUUGUAGUUGAUGUGGUGGGAGAUGGGAAGCCAGAGAAGUGCUUUGAGGUCCGGGAUGAUGUGUUAUUUCAACUGAUAAUUUAAUAUUUUACAUUUAUUCUCCACUUAAUUUAAAGGACUGAACCAUCUUGAAUUAUGUACAUCUGUUUUGAGGAACAACGUACCGCACCUCAUGUUUACUUUAUAUAUUGCAAAACGACAUCCUGUACGUCUUUAGAAAGCUGCAAUAACGAACCGACAGCUCAGUAACUGCUGGCACACCUUCCUUAUUAAAACCGGUCAACAAUUAUAGAUAACAAAAGAAAAAACAGCAGAAAAUCCCUAAAUCUCUGGAUGGUCGUUUAGAAACGUAUCGGCAGGUGGGAAAGUUGCACCACCCUCGUACGUGGUGAAAGAAAACUGAGAAAAUGAGGAAGCUAUUUUUUUUUUAACCACAGCUUGUACAAACUGCUGUGUGUUUUGGACUCACCAGUUCAGAAACGUUGACAAUCAGACAGCAGAGGUAAAAAGAAGAGGCACGAUGGCGGAUUUCAGAUGGAUCGAAGUGUUUCUAUUUCUGACUCUCAUCACGCUUACAGCAGGAGCCAUCUUGCCCUAUGAGCCGGAUCCUGUCAUCUCCCACACGGUCAGAUCGGGAAAGGAAGUCACUUUGCCUUGUGUAAGAAUCAAACUCACUCCGGGUAGCUGUGAGGCAACUGGGUGGACCUUCGCGGAAACCUUAUUACUUGUUACGAAGGGAGUAGUGAUUGCAGAUUGGAAGAUGGUUGAAGUUGCUAAAACCGACAGAAUGAGUUUGACAGAGAAAUGUUCUCUGGUUAUAAAGAAGGUCACAAAGGACGAUGCUGGUCGCUACACCUGCAGACAGUCCCCACAAUUCCAAGAAGUGAUUAACCUGGCUGUUGUUACCAUGGCUGAACAUAAGAGCCACGAUAAGGUGACGUUGAGCUGCUCUGUGGCUCCAGGUUCAAGGUUGCCAACACAAAGUGAAGUGGCAGUUCAGAGAUAAAGACGUGGCGAUGGACGACAACGACUUCAGGACGUCAGAGUCAAAUUGCGUGGCCAAUGUGACGUUUCAGACUUCUCUUUUUAUUUACACGCCAAAGAACUACGAGUUGCUGAAGUGUAGAGUGAAUGAGUUUAACCACAAAGUGAAUCAGCUGUUCAGCCCUCAGUUCUCAGGUGGAACAACUGAAGCUGUGUCUGCUCUGGGAUGCGUCAUGUUGGCGAUGCGCGUGGCUCAAAUCCUCCUCUUGACGGUCAUUACUGUUCUUCUCUUGAAAUAUCGAGGAAACCAGAGACCACCUGAUGACAGCACUGUGCAUCAUGAUGGAAAUCGACGUGGCGGCACAGUGACGUACGAAAACGUUGGAGACCUUUCUGUUUCUGUCAGCCCGAUAAUUAAUCCUUGAAGUUUCAUGAUAUGUAAAACAUUUUCUCUUUUCCUGUUUUGUUAUUAUUGAGAAGCUGUCAUAGCAAGAAGAUGUGGAUUUGUUUUCUGAUUUGUAAGUUGCAAUAAUUAAUAACAUUUACAUUUCCACUAUAAAUGAUGAUAUGCUCCGUUAGAGCCACCAUGGUAUAUCCAUUUUUGAAUUCCCUUUAAUUAAUAAAAUACUUUAAUUAUUGUAAUUGUACUGCCAUGUGGGUUUGUCACUAAAAGCAAUUUGCAUAUUUGACAACAAAGACUUAUUCAUGUCACGAUCCCAGUUUUAUUUUGAAAGGUUCUCUCAUGACUGCUUGUACUUCCUGUAUCUGUGUGUUUUCCCACCUGUUUUGACUGUCUUCUCCCGGCCUUAUUAGUUCCACCAGUUCAGCUCUGCAAGCACCUGACCUCUUGUCCACCUGCACUAUAUCCCCUCAUUAGUUCAGCCUGUAUUUAAGACCUGGGUUGCGGACGAAUUGUUAAUUUUGCUUUGCAAGUUUUUCUAUCGGAGUGAAAUGACCAGGAAGUACUUAAAUGGCAGCCAUGAUACUCUCUAAAUGAUAGGAAAGGAGCUCCCAUGCUUCUCUUUUAGUUAGGACUUAGGAAACUCUGACCAUCCUUUACGAAAGGAAGGGAGGUAAGGUCGACCCAUCAUCACCCUUGGGACACAACAGUUAAAGUAAAGUGAUGUGGUGAUUUGCGUCUACCCACCAUAAUAGUUCGAAUCUACGAGAAACUUAACAUGUGUUUUUUAAAGGAAAUCAACUCUGAAUACUUUAGGUAAUUACUUGUGUAAAAACGUCAGGUUUCUCACUGGGAAUUUGAGUGUAAAUAGUAGCUUUGAAUUGAAAUGUUCUUCUCUCCGUUGGUAAUAACGUCCUGUGGUCUCUGCAGUGUGUGUCACCUUUACUCCUCCUGUCCACCAGACGCCCCCAUCCUCACCCGUUCCCACUAUUACAUUACUCAUGGACAGAUUAUGAGAAAACGGACCAUAGACACUGGUAUUCAAAACGCCCACCACCUCGGGAGAAGAUUAUACUAUCCAUUUCACUAAUUCAUUAUAUCAAUAAUGUCUGGAGUCAUUUAGCAGCUGGAUUGAACAGGAGUGAGUGUUUAACGCUUGUUUUUCUGUCCUAAAAUGACCUUCCAGCUGCAGGUUUUUGAGCUGAACUUAAGAUGUGUUGCUUGUUGUUGAAGCUACAGCAGGUUUAGCUCAGUUUGCAGAAUAACUUAUUUUAACCCACUUUUAUGGAGAAUCAAUAAACUGAUCAGGAAAGCUGGCUCGGUCAUCGGCAUCAAACUGGACCCUUUUGACGCUGUGGUGCAGAGGAGGACUCUGAACAGACUGCUGUCCAUCAUGGAUAACCCCCCCCCUCUCCACCUGCAGCUGGACAGACAGCGGAGCUCCUUCUCCAACAGACUGCUCCAGCUCCGCUGUCACGAGGACAGGUUCAGGAGAACAUUCCUGCCCUCUGCAAUAACUCUGUACAAUAACUCCCCUCUGGCUGGCAGACCACUCACUGCUCCAUAGCCUCUCUGUGAACUGGACUUAACAUGCACUCCUUCACACUCAACAUCUACAUCAUACUGAUUCACAUUAUUGCCUUUUUGUACAUUUCUAUAUUUCUCAUUUUUAUUUAUACUUUAUUUUUUAGUUCUAAUUAUUUUAUUUGUUUUGCUUCUUUUUGUUUUUCACUGCUGCAACGAAGAUAAAUCCCAGUUUGGGAUAAAUAAGUACUUCUGACUCUGAUUGAAUGUAUGUUCAGCCUGAAUGAAGUCAGUCUUCUCUUUAUUAUACCUGAUAUAACAAUAGACUCUGCAGAUAAAUAAACCCUCAUCUUAAUUCUA
Molecule: messenger RNA, 6801 nt
Organism: Eleginops maclovinus (Patagonian blennie)
Lineage: Eukaryota; Metazoa; Chordata; Actinopteri; Perciformes; Eleginopidae
Product: proline-rich nuclear receptor coactivator 1-like
Exons: 8
Coding region: 210-1052 (280 amino acids)
Cellular component (GO): nucleus
Source: RefSeq, a predicted model, not a curated record